This is a messenger RNA of Acanthocheilonema viteae, 246 nucleotides long. The record is from the annotation of a GenBank genome assembly. Lineage: Eukaryota; Metazoa; Nematoda; Chromadorea; Rhabditida; Onchocercidae.
AUGAUAUGCGUGUCAAAGGAAAGUAGUCAGAGAACAAUAGAGGGUACGGAAGCGUUGCGUCGUGCUUUCUGCGAUAUCAAAAAAUUGGAUGAAGUUAUGGUACUACAAGAUGAUAAUACGAUAUCAAUUAAUGGUGUGCUAUCAGAUGAUAAUAUCAUAGCUGCAGAAGAUAUGAUAUCAGUGGAAAAAAUUUUGGGAUUAACGGAAGAUAAUAUUGCAUCCGAUGUUAUGGAAGAAGAAAGAUAA